Scutellospora calospora is the source of this 271-nucleotide messenger RNA. The record is from the annotation of a GenBank genome assembly. Lineage: Eukaryota; Fungi; Glomeromycota; Glomeromycetes; Diversisporales; Gigasporaceae.
AUAAACGAUCGUCUUGAAUAUCCUCUGGAAAUUGAUUUACAAAGAUAUUUAUUACCAGGUAGGUCAAAACUGUAUAAUUAUUUACUUAAUAGUAUAAUUGUUCAUAGUGGUGAUUUAUAUGGAGGCAAUUAUCAUGUUUUUUUAAAGCCAGAAAAGAACAGCAAAUGGAUCACACCUGCAACAAAUACAGAAGUACUUGAAGAUAACUACGGAGUUGAUGCUAUUAGUUCUACAAAUGCAUACACUAAUGCAUACAUAUUGAUAUAUAUUC